Messenger RNA from Pararge aegeria (speckled wood butterfly), 1809 nucleotides. RefSeq lists its product as uncharacterized. NCBI's taxonomy places the organism in Eukaryota, Metazoa, Arthropoda, Insecta, Lepidoptera, Nymphalidae. The record is from RefSeq and is a predicted model, not a curated record. The transcript has a single exon. Bases 395 to 1786 code for a protein of 463 amino acids.
AUGCGUGACGUCGUCUGUGUGCAAGCAAACUUUUAUUUUCGUCAUCGUUUCCAUUACCGACAGCGUUAUUUCCAGGAUAACUUUAUUUUGAUCUAAAUAAAAAUGGAAAAGAAUUGAAAGUAAUUCAAUUGAUUAUUAAGAUUUCCGAGUUAUUUCUAUUGAUUUUGAAAUUUCAUUCAAAUUUAGUUUGCAAUAUUGGCACUUUAAUAGGCGCUCAAUAACUGUCAAUAUUUCAUGACUUGCAAAAAAGUUUGUUUGUUAAAUUUCGAUGGCUGUACAGUGAUAUACCUUUGCCUGUUCCGGACGGGAUCGAACAAAGCAAAAAAAUUUUUUUGCCUAUAAUUUUGACAUAUUUUCACUUUGUUCAUUAUUUUGGUAAUUUAAAUUUUUGUAAAUGAAAAACCAAUCAGAGAAUGAUUUUAGAUCAAAAUUCCGUUUGUUAAACUCUCAAGAGUGCUCUGAAGAGAUAAUUUGGUCAUGUAGUGAUUCUAGUGAUAACGAAACUCCGAACCCUAACGAGAACCUCGGAAAAGGCAUCCAAACAGUUAAUAGGAAGAGGAAACGAGAGAAAAAAAGGAAAAACACCUCGAAAAACUUGUCUAAUCUAAAAAUUACGAUCGUUGAAACGCGCUUAGAAAGUAAAAAUGUGAAAAUUGGCCAAACUUCACCAAUUUUACAAAAAGUUAUUACUUCGUCAAAAUCCGAGCAACAGUUUGUAGAUAGAAACAGCAAAAAGGUUUUAUCAUCGCCUAUACUGUGUUGUAACAGUAAAAAAUCUACUUACAAUGAAGUUAAUACGAUCAAUAGUCCUAUAUUAGUUUUAAAUCAUGCUUCACCUAAAAUAUCUCCAAAUAUUCGAAAAAAACUGUUUAAUGAAUACAGCAGCAACAUUAAAAUUAAAUCGUUAAAUAAUGAAAACAGCAGAAGCGUAUCUCCAGUAUUAAACUGUACCCAAUUAGUUGAUAAAACAAGACAAGAAAGCUCUGAUACCAUAAAUGGUGCUAUAAAAACUAAUUUUAAACACUGUGAUAAUUAUUAUUACAGUAAAAAUAUUAUCAAGCAAGAAAUAACGGAAUCUGCUAAUAUAAACAUAGGACAAAGUGACAAUACAUCAACAAAUAUAACCAAGUUUAAUAAAGAAGAAGAAAAUUUAAAUGAUUCAUUGACAACUGAAACAUUAAGUGUUGCCUUGUGCGAAAAAGUGAGAUCAUAUUUCAACAACCAUUUCAGUUCAGAAACCCCUUCACAGCAGUCAAUAAGCGAGUAUGACACUACUCCGAAGGACAGUUCAAAAACCAGUGACGAAAUAGAAAUAGUUAACUCGCAAACAAAUACAAAAUCUAUUCCACAAGUUAUAGCAUUGGAGAAAAAAUCAUCUGUUGACUCUCUGAGGAGCCAUGACUUUGAAAUAGACAAAUCAAAGAAGGUUCGGUACAAAAAGGACGGACUCGCCCAUCGGCUGAGUGUGCUUCUAAAAAAACAAAAAGCGAACACUUGCCUAUGGCAGCAUGAGAGAUUUUUAGCUGCAAAUUCAAGCUUUGUUCUACCCAAUGAUGACUUCACUGCAUUUCAAAUUCUAACUGUUACUUAUAAUUACGGCUGCUAUGUAUUAGAAGUUAGGGAUGUCAUUGAAAAGAAAUAUUUUAUUUUAAUCAAUCAUUUAUAUAUGAGUAGUUAUAAUAUUAAACAAUGCCUAGUUUUUAAGCUUUAUAGACCUUUUAAAAUACUAGAUUUCAAUUCCAGUUACCAACUUAUUGUAAAUGUUAGUAAGUUUGAAUGUACAUAAAUAAAUAUUGUAAUUCAAUUUGU